AUGGACCCAGAGUGCUCCCAACUCCUCCCGGCUCUCUGUUCCGUUCUGGCAGACCCCAGGCAGCCUGUGGCAGAUGACACCUGUUUGGAGAAGCUGCUGGACUGGUUUAAAACCAUCACUGAAGCCGGGUCCAGCCUGCUGUUGUUACAGGAGAACCCCUGCCUGCUGGGGCUGCUCUGCCACGUGCUGAAGCCCCAGGACCUGAGUCCCAGAGUCCUCGCCUUCUCCCUCCGCCUCGCGGGCAUGCUUGCAGCCCAGGAAGAUUGCUUCCAGUACCUUCAGCAGGGGGAGUUGCUGCCCAGGCUCUUUGGGGAGGCAGGACCCCUCGGAGGCGCCGCCUGGACCGCCCCCAGCGUGCGCAGCGGCUGGAUCCAGGGCCUGCGCUCCCUGGCAGCUGAACCCCGUUUUCUUCUCUUCCUGUCCCUGUCCCCAACCCCAGGUGCCGUUGACACCAUCUUCUCCCUGCAGGGAGAUUCCAGCCUGUUUGUGGCCUCGGCAGCUGGGCAGCUCCUGGUGCACAUCCUGGGCUUGUCUCUGCAAGGUGCAGCUGAGGGACACCCUGGCCUGCAGACUGGUGAUUGGCCAGUGUGUGCCCAGAAGAUAGUGAGUCACAUCGAGGAGUCCCUGCGCUCCGCAGCCACCCCGCAGAUCACACAGGCUCUAAACGUGCUGACCACCACUUUCGGGCACUGCCACGACCCUUGGACGCAAGUCCUGUGGGUGCGGCUGAGUCCCCUUGUGGCCUGUCUGCUCGAGAAAGACCCCGUCCCCGCUGCACACUCGCUCGUGGAUCUCCUCCUCAGCGUGGCCCGUUCUCCGGUGCUGAGUUCGUCCAGCUGUGGCCUGUGGGAGACUUUAGCACAGACUCUGAGCCAUCUGAGCCCCACCCAAGCAGGGCCGUUGGCUUUGGGGAUCCUGAAACUGCAGGAGUGUCCACAGGCGUUGAGGGCCCAGGCCUUUGCUGUCCUCCUCCAGCCCCUGACCUGUGUCCUUGAAGCCACCGCUCAGGCCCCCGGACUCCUAGACUCGUUGGACGGUACUGGGGGCGCUUCCGUGACGGUGGACACGCUCCUCCCCUCCAAGGCGGCCUGUGUGGGUCUCCUGUGCCGGACGCUCGCCCACCUGGAGCUGCUGCAGCCACUGCCCCAGCGCCCCUCACCCUGGCCUCAGGCGCCCCUGCUUGGCGCCACGGUGACGAUACUGCGGCUCUGCAGUGGUUCGGCGACCCCCACCUCUGACGCGGGAGGCCACCUCUGUGCGUUCCUGGUGGGCUGUGUGCGGGUCCAGCGAGCGGCCCUCGAUUUCCUGGGGACGCUGUCUCAGGGGACAGGUCCCCGAGAGCUGGUGACACAGGUGUUCGCUGUCCUUCUGGAAUAUCUCACAAGCCCAGACUCCAGCCCCACGGUUCUGAAGAAGGCCUUCCAGGCCACGUUCCGGUGGCUCCAGAGUUCACCUGAGACCCCUGGCUGCAGUGAUUUGGAUCCCCACACCCAGCUGUUCCUAAGAGAACUUCUCCCUGUGCUGCCUAAGCGCCUGUGCAGCCCCUGCUGGGAGGUGAGGGACUCUGGCCUCGAGUUCCUGACCCAGAUGAUCGGACACUGGGGAGGGCAGGCUGGCUUCAGACACGCACUCCUCGCUUCCGAGGUGCCCGAGCUCACCGAGCAGCUCCUGCGAGACCCUGAGAGUUACGUCCGUGCGAGCGCAGUGGCCGCCAUGGGACAGCUCUCCAGCCAGGGGCUGCGCGUCACCCCCGCCAGCCCCGAACACCCAGGGGGCCAGCAGAAGAGCCUGCUCGCGGAGCUCCUGCACAUCCUGUCCACAGACUCAGAGGGAUUCCCCCGGAGGGCUGUCAUGCACGUCUUCACCCAGUGGCUGAGGGACGGGCACGCCGACGUGGCAGGGGACACGGAACGGUUUGUGGCCAGGGUGCUCCAGGUGGCGAGCCAGGAUCUGGACUGGGAGGUCCGGGCUCAGGGCCUUGAGCUGGCACUGGUGUUCCUGGAGCAGACGCUGGGCCGACCCAGCUCCCACUGUCCCUAUGCCGUGACCCCGCCCGUGGCGGCCCCGCCGAGCCCACUGGCCCAGGCCCUGCGGCCACUCUGCCGAGUGCAGCUCUUCGAGUUUGCCUUUCGUGCCUUGUUUGACUGUGACCGACCCGUGGCUCAGAAGUCCUGUGACCUUCUCCUCUUCCUGAGGGCCCAGACUGCUUCCUACAGCGGCCCGCAGGGGUCUGGGAGUGUCCCUGAGGUGGCCUCUGUGGAGGCCGCCCUGCAGAGGUGGCAGGCAGGUGAUCAGGGCCAGCCGCUGGGGUACCUGGAGCCCGAGGUCGUGGUGGCUGUGCUGAGGUCUAUGGACCUGGAGGGCCUUCGGGGCGUGUUGGCCGAGAGCAGCGACCGCGUAGAAAAGAGCCCUCAGUCGCUCCUGCAGGACAUGCUGGCCACGGUGGGCGCUCUGGGGGAGGACGAGGCGGACUGCUACUGA
Puma concolor (puma) is the source of this 2481-nucleotide messenger RNA. Lineage: Eukaryota; Metazoa; Chordata; Mammalia; Carnivora; Felidae. The record is from RefSeq and is a predicted model, not a curated record.